Messenger RNA from Mizuhopecten yessoensis (Yesso scallop), 511 nucleotides. RefSeq lists its product as uncharacterized. The coding region runs from base 44 to 511 and encodes 155 amino acids. NCBI's taxonomy places the organism in Eukaryota, Metazoa, Mollusca, Bivalvia, Pectinida, Pectinidae. The record is from RefSeq and is a predicted model, not a curated record. Gene Ontology annotation, molecular function: S-adenosylmethionine-dependent methyltransferase activity. Gene Ontology annotation, biological process: methylation. The transcript has 4 exons.
UAAUGACCACACAUAUUCUGUAGUUUGGAGGAGUGGAGAAGUCAUGACAGCAAACCCCGAACUUCAGGGAGUAGUAUACAAUGGGGCGGAUAGUUACUCGUCUGGAAUGGAGAACAGUGGAAAAGUUGUACGGACGGUCAUUAAACAAUUGCUGCAAUGUGUAGGGAAUCUGUUGAAACAAGACAAUGGGAAUUCCAGGAAUUCCAUAUGUAUAGCUGAGUUUGGAGCUGCUGACGGAGGCGUGUCAUUGGAGCUCAUGGACACGGUAAUAGCUUAUAUCAACCAGAUGUCCAGUGAUCCCCGGGAAAUUACACUUGUUUAUGAAGAUCAAUUGUUUAACGACUUCAACGUUCUAUUCCAGACAGUCCAUGCGACCAAUUCUGAUAAACGUAAUCGAUUGUCCGUAAGCGAUAACGUGCACGUGCUAGCUAGUGCUACAUCAAUGUACCGGAAGUGCCUGCCUACAGGUUCCGUCGAUCUGGCUUUCUCUUCAGUGAUCUCUACUAGAUAA